AUGAGCAGUUUUCUAGAGAUUGUUGGCACUCGUCCAUCCGAUGAUGAGAUAUGGUCAGGGGCUCUAAAGAAAGGUUUCAAAGUGAUCGUCUAUUAUCGAAAUAUUGCAAAUUUCACUUCCCUUGUAGUUACGAGAAUGAAUGCCAUUAAAGAAAAAGAUCCACUGAGGCACUAUGAUCUAACUAGCAGGUUGAAAUAUGGGUUUGGCCAUCAGGACUAUCCGAUAACUGAUGGUGAAACGGUUAAAAAUUCGGAAGAAUGGACAGACAAUGGAUUACAUGCUUCGCUAGGAUUAUUUUGGAUGGUGGAAUUGGGAUAA
Messenger RNA from Acaulospora morrowiae, 318 nucleotides. The record is from the annotation of a GenBank genome assembly. NCBI's taxonomy places the organism in Eukaryota, Fungi, Glomeromycota, Glomeromycetes, Diversisporales, Acaulosporaceae.